Hylaeus volcanicus is the source of this 3541-nucleotide messenger RNA. Its product is annotated as elongation factor-like GTPase 1. The transcript has 5 exons. Gene Ontology annotation, molecular function: GTPase activity; ribosome binding; GTP binding. The coding region runs from base 1 to 3195 and encodes 1064 amino acids. NCBI's taxonomy places the organism in Eukaryota, Metazoa, Arthropoda, Insecta, Hymenoptera, Colletidae. Gene Ontology annotation, biological process: cytosolic ribosome assembly. Gene Ontology annotation, cellular component: cytosol; ribonucleoprotein complex. The record is from RefSeq and is a predicted model, not a curated record.
AUGCGUCUGGUUAACGGGGAAACGUUAACGGAUAUUCAAAGCAGUCCUGCUAAUAUUCGAAAUAUUUGUAUAUUGGCGCAUGUCGAUCAUGGCAAAACCACCUUGGCGGAUUCGUUGGUCGCCAGCAAUGGAAUCAUUUCUAAUAAACUUGCCGGUAAACUUCGAUAUUUGGAUAGCCGUCCGGACGAACAGCUACGAGGGAUUACGAUGAAAUCGAGUUGCAUCGCUCUUUACCAUAAGCAUAAUUACCAAGAGUUUGUAAUUAAUUUAAUAGAUUCUCCGGGACACGUGGAUUUCGCUUCGGAAGUUUCAACAGCGGUUAGACUUUGCGAUGGAGCCGUUAUCGUGAUCGAUGCGGUGGAAGGUGUAUGUCCGCAAACGCGCAGCGCGUUGUCCAUUUCUUACGAGGAAGGUUUGAAAGCAAUUUUAGUGUUGAACAAAAUCGAUAGAUUAAUUACGGAAAUGAAAUUGUCUCCGUUGGAUGCUUACGUGCACUUGACGCAGGUUCUAGAACAGGUGAACGCUGUUAUGGGAGAAUUAUUUGCUAGCGAUGUAAUGGAACGAGAAGAAAGAGAGGGGCUCGGAAAGAAAAGCGUAGAGUGCGUUUCCGAAAGAAAUCUAGAAGAUUGGCAAUCCGUACUCGAAGACUUUGACGAUUCUGGGUUAUAUUUUUCUCCGGAGCAAGGUAACGUUUUGUUCUCGAGUGCCACCGAUGGUUGGGGAUUCGGCUUGAAAGAGUUCGCCAAAAUGUUUUCCGCGAAAUUGGGCUUUAGCGAGAAAGUUUUGUUGAAAACGCUGUGGGGCGAUUUUUACGUGAAUAGCAAAACGAAAAGGAUAAUGAAAGGAGCCCAGGAACGAGCUAAAAAACCUCUGUUCGUUCAGGUUAUUUUGGAGAAUCUUUGGACUUUGUACGAAACUGUAACCGUACGAAAGGAUAAAGAAAAGAUAGGUUCGAUGGCCGAAAGGCUCGAUAUCAAAUUAACAACCAGAGAUUUACGACACACGGAUCCUAAAGCACAAUUGCAAGCUAUUUGCUCUCAAUGGCUCCCUUUGGCUCGCGCUUGUCUCGACGCGAUAUGCGACAAAGUUCCGUCGCCUGAUAAUUUGACCUCUGAAAAGGUAGAGCGUUUGCUAAGCGGAAACUUUGAUUUCUGUACGCUACCGGCUGAAACGCAACGAUUAAAGGAAGCGUUUUUGGCUUGCGAUUCUUCUCUGGAGUCACCUAUCGUUGUGUUUAUUUCAAAAAUGUUUCCAGUAGAGAAAAAAAGCUUACCAGAGAAUAAACAGAAACCGUUGACACCGGAGGAGUUGGCGCAGAGAAGAGAACUAGCCCGCAUGAAACACGCGGAGAAAAGGAUGCAACGCGAGGAGAGCACGGAGAGAUCGGAUCUUGGAAUAUCAUCGGACGAUACCGAGACCGAGACCGAGACCGAGACCGAGACCGAGACCAAGACGGUUAAUCAGGCGAAAGACGAAUGUUCGGAAACCGCGCUGGUAGCGUUCGCCCGAAUUUACUCUGGAAUUUUGAAGAAGGGGAGCAAGGUGUUUGUUCUGGGACCGAAACACGAUCCCCGCGAACACGAGAAAGUAGCCGAAUUACCGAUAGACGACGAUACCACGCUUAAAGAUUUAAAGCCCGGGAGACACGUGACCAGAGUGACGGUGCAGAGACUCUACCUUCUGAUGGGCAGGGAACUGGAAUGUACGGAUAGCGUGUCAGCGGGUAAUGUGUUUGGAAUCGGCGAUUUAGAGGAACACGUGUUGAAGACAGCUACUCUCUCCACCACCCUUGCUUGUCCGUCUUUUUCAGAGCUAACUUCGCUCGGCGUACCUAUAAUGCGGGUAGCUCUCGAGCCGAAACACCCAAACGAUCUGCAAGCAUUGAGAAACGGUUUAAAGUUGCUGAAUCAAGCGGAUGCGUGCGCCGUUGUUCGUGAACAAGAAACCGGAGAAAUCGUCCUGAACACCGCCGGAGAAAUGCAUCUGGAAAGAUGCUUGGAAGAUUUGAGAGUAAGAUACGCCAAAGUCGAGAUAAACGUAUCGGAACCCAUCGUACCGUUCAGAGAGACGAUCGUUCCUCCUCCAAAAGUUGACAUGGUGAACGAGGCGAUCGAAAAGAAGACCGAGGACGCGAGCUUUGCCACACGGACGAAACAGUAUUAUUUCGAGAUAGAUGCCAGGCCCUUGCCCGAAAAAGUAACCAAGAUUUUGGAGAAUAAUGCGGAUCUGAUAAAGGCGGUUUAUCAUCAUUAUGGUAAAUUGUCGUCGGAAAAGGAGACGGAAAUGGAAAUUGAAAUGGGAAAGGAACCGGAGGCCGAUGAAACAGACACGUUGCGUUUAAUAUCCGAGAAAAAACUAAAAGCAUUGGAGUCAUUCAAGUCAGAGUUGGAAAAUGCUUUUCGAGAGGCUGGUCAACGAGAAGACGUGUUGCAUAAUAUAUGGUCUUUCGGACCGCGGAAUUGCGGUCCCAAUAUCCUACUGAACGAAACCGAUUAUAAUCAGACGAAAUUUUGGGAGGUACACUCCAAGUCUACCGAUCCACGUUUUCCAUACGAAAGCGGUUUGGUCAAUGGUUUUCAAUUGGCAACACUUGCCGGCCCGUUGUGCGAAGAGCCAAUGACGGGUGUCUGUUUUGUCCUGAAGAAGUGGCAAGUUUAUCAAGAUUCCCAUAGCGAAAAUUCCGGCGAAAUCCAAGCUCACGCGGGUGGUCAUUUAAUGUCAAAGUUCAAAGAAGCUUGUCGGCGUGCGUUUAACUCCAGACAUCCUCGACUAGUCACACCGAUGUACAGCUGCAGCGUUUUGGUCAAUUCAGACGUACUGGGAAAAUUGUACGCAGUAUUUGGGAAAAGACAAGGCCGCGUGAUUGCCGCGGAAAGUGCUGGAUUCGGUGGACAGUUUCGCGUGUUAGCAACGUUACCCGUACCUGAAAGUUUUCACCUUGCCAGUGAGUUGCGAACUCAAACGUCCGGGCUGGCUAGUCCACAAUUGGUUUUCAGUCAUUGGGAGGUGAUCGAGCAAGAUCCUUACUGGACACCUUCCACGGACGAGGAAUACCUUCACUUCGGUGACAAAGCAGACAGCGAAAACAGAGUAAAAAAGUACAUCGAUGCGGUUCGUCGUCGCAAAGGUUUACCCGUGGAUUCUCAACUCGUUAUGCAUGCGGAAAAACAACGCACCCUUUCAAAAAACAAAUAAUCCGAACACGAUGUAUGUCGUAAAGAUACGAUCGCGACUGCAGGCAUACGAUACAUUUCCAUAUUAUAUUUUCCUUGUUGUUAGCUAGAAAAACAUAGAAAUUCUGUGUGCGUCGGCGUCGGCGUCGGUUCGACUUUACGGAUCGUCCGUAUCUGGCAGGAAGGAGCGCGAUCGCCGAACAAACGUUUCAAACAACUUUAUCUCCACUAUUAAAUAAAUCACUCUGCAAAUAAAUUACGUAAUCUUGAAAUUCUAUUUCGAAGCAAUUCGCAUGUGCGACUAAACUAUGGACUUUUUUACACUUGGACUAUGGAAUAAACUUUUAUAGGUAGUCACAGACAGGAUA